AUGUCAGACCCCAAAAACACCUCCUCCAUCGCCAUCCUUGGUGCCGGCGAUGUCGGCGCCACAAUCGCCUACAGCCUCAUCAUGAACCCCGUUGCUGGCGACAUCCUGCUCGUCGACCCCAAAGAAGAAGUCAGGGACGCUCAAGUGGCGGACUUAUCAGAUGCCACCUUUCACGGCAACACUAGCACCAGGAUAAGAGCCGGCACGCAUAAGGAAGCCGGACAGUGCGAUAUUGUCGUCAUCGCUGCUGGUGCGAAGCAGAAGAAGGGUGAGAGCAGGACCGAUCUAAUCGGCCGCAACAAGUCCAUUCUUGAAUCCGCAAUCUCAGACAUGAAGCCGUUCCGCGAGGAUACCGUCUUGCUACUCGUCGCAAACCCUGUUGACGUACUCACCUACUUCGCACAACAAUACUCUGGUCUACCCAAAUCCCAGGUCAUCGGUUCAGGCACUUUCCUCGACUCAGCCCGUCUCCGCGGCAUUCUUGCGUCCAAAGCGGAAGUCGCAGCGUCCAGCAUCGAAGCGUACGUCCUGGGUGAACACGGCGAAUCCCAAUUCGUUGCCUGGAGUCUAGCUUCCAUCGGCGGCGUCCCGUUGUCCUCUGCGUUGUCGUCAAAGCAAUCAGGCGCGCUGGACAAGGGCGCCAUCGCGGAAGAAACAAAGAACAAAGCUACUUCCAUCAUCGAGAAUAAGGGCGCGACGAAUUACGGUAUCGGCGGUGUCGCGGCGUCGAUAUGCAAAUCCAUCAUUUUCGAUGAGAAGAUGGUUAGGCCGGUUAGUACGUUCCAGGAAGAUCUGGGGGUUUGUUUGAGUAUGCCGGUUGUGCUGGGAAGGAAGGGCGUGGUGAGGGCGGUGCAGAUGCCGUUGGAUAAGGAGGAGAAGGGGAAGUUGGAGGGGAGUGCAAAGACACUAAAGGAGGUUAUCGAAGCGUAG
Messenger RNA from Alternaria ventricosa, 930 nucleotides. RefSeq lists its product as uncharacterized. Gene Ontology annotation, molecular function: L-lactate dehydrogenase (NAD+) activity. Gene Ontology annotation, cellular component: cytoplasm. The record is from RefSeq and is a predicted model, not a curated record. The coding region runs from base 1 to 930 and encodes 309 amino acids. Lineage: Eukaryota; Fungi; Ascomycota; Dothideomycetes; Pleosporales; Pleosporaceae. Gene Ontology annotation, biological process: carboxylic acid metabolic process. The transcript has a single exon.